UUAAUUAUCACAAUACGACCAACAUCAAACUAGUAUGAUUUACAAGUAUAACACAAAUAAACAUCUUGUGUUCAAAUCAUACAUGUGUACAUCUGGCAAGUUGGCAACAUUCCUUUAAAAAAAGUUAUACACAAACAACAUGGUGGAUCAGCUGUUUUCAUUUUUCGUGAACCCGAAAUUGUUUCCAUAAAAACGACGCGUUGUUAUGGUCACAUAGCCAUGUGUGAAUUAAAAUGGGUUCAAUCGCAUCGGUGCUGCAGUGGCAUUGUCAGACUUGUGGUCAAAUCAACCCCACGGAGAGUGUUAAGUGCUUAAAAUGUGGUAUAAAAAGAGUAUCUGACCAUGACAGUGUUAUCCAAAAACGAUAUUACACCGGUGAUUCUUCGUCGGAAUACGCUUCUCGGACAGAAAGAAGCGGUGGAACAACUCCCGGCUCCGAAGCUAUCGUCAUACCGACAACAAACACUUUCAAUAGCGGAUGGUCGUGCGUUGGGUCAGCGCCGCUGGCGAGCCGCGCGUGGCGCUGCGACUGCGGACUCCGGAACGUGUCGGCCUCUUGGCGCUGCGCCGCUUGCGACAAGAUCGCACCUCAUGCACCUGUUUACAGAUUGUCCGAUGACGAGGAGCAAACUUCAGGGAUGACUGACAAGGAUAAGCCUGACCAAGACCACAGCAUGAUAAGAUCCAACACAUUAGCUCUCCCUUCGUAUAAACCUUCGUCAAGUUUUUCCGGUGGUCGACCUCUGAAUCUCGAUGUGCAGUCCCUGCGUUUAUCUCCAACGCAAAUAACUGAUCACGCUCAUGGUGUCACACGGUCAUUAUCCCAUGGCUCUGUGAUCAAUUCUCAGCAAAAGUGGUGGAAUAUUGAAGAAACUAGAGGUACCAUAAACAGACCGACGAGUUUGUUAGUCUCUGAAAGAUAUGGUACUUCGUCGUAUAAUCCAAGAGAAUCUUUCUUGAGAAGUCUCCACACGGUCACGAGGCGGCCCAAGAAGUUUAACGAGAGCAAGUCUAAUUGGGAACUGAAUUAUGUGAAAGAAUAUCAAAAAGAGCAUAGUAGAGGUCUGCAUUUGAAAAAGUGGGCAUGUAGCAAAUGUACCUUAGAAAAUUCGGGUAUAAGAACUCAUUGCGAAGCUUGUUUGUCUCCAAGAAUAUCUCCUCUCUCCCGGAUUUCCAAUACAAGGGGUCUUAGUGUAACGACUCUGGGUAGACACGAGACUUUGAGCGGCAGAGAUGGAGCGACCUCGUUGCCGUCAUCUGGCGGUAUUAUGAUUACCGUCCCAGACUGGCCGCAAACAGCUACGAAUUCGGGCGAUUCGUUUCAGCGAUCAAUAAGCGCACAGAAUUCACCGGAAGCUCGACCGACGUAUCGACGAUCAUUUUCAGAACAAACGAAUGAGAAUCGACCUGUUGGCAAAGUUAUAUCAAGUAGAAGAAGUUUGAAUGAUUAUCAGAAAUCUCUCGCCGGCUAUUGUGGGACGCUGACGAAGCCCGAAGAAAGGCGGGACGCUGAUAAGAAGACGGAAGAAAAUGCUGAAUUAAUCGAUAAGGAAUGCAGUUGGGACACGAAUGCUGAGGGCGUUAUAUAUGCCUUGCCGAAUAAGGGCAAAUAUAAAGAUCUGAAUCUUCAAUUACAAGUCAAUAAUAAUGGCACGAGGUAUUCGUAUGUAUCCGUGCAAGAUACGAAAACCGUUAUGAGUAAUUCGCAGAAUGAAGUAGUGUACUCUAAUGAUAUGGGCGAUGGUGACUAUGCGAGGAUCGACGAGUUGUUAGGUACGGAAAAUUGUAUUUCUCCGAUCGGUGAGAGUAAUUUAAGGACCUCGCACAUCGGUGCGUCGAGUAAAGAGACUGGGAAAGUGUUUAAUAUGCUGCCCUCUGUUGGCAAAGUGUCGCAUAGCCCACGGGAUCCUUCUAAAGUGCCUUCUCUUCAGCAACAAACUUCACGCGAGACUGUCGGCGCGGCUCGCAUGUGGCAGUGCAGCGAGUGCUGGUUCGCGUACAACGCGUGGGGCGCGCGCUGUGACGUGUGUCGCAGUGCGCGGCCGCCGCACGCCGUCACACUCGCGCCGCAAGACGCCAGACACAGGAACAAUUCCUCGUCAGAAGCAAGUGGUACGAAACCAGAGACGAAUCGCAACGAGCCUCCUAAAAAGCUAACAGUGCCUAUCGCAUCAUUGGAUCAUGACCUUAACAGUGACGAACUCCUAUUCGCUGUCGACACGUCGGCGCCGCCCCCCGAGGCGGGCACGUGGUCGUGCGCCCGCUGCACGCUCGUCAACGACGCGGGCGCGGCCGCCUGCGCCGCCUGCGCCGGCUCCCGGCCCUCGCCGCACGCAUACUGGUCGUGCAGUUCGUGUACGUUACGGAACCCGCUCUCGGCGAACCUUUGUCUCGCCUGCAAAACUCCGCCAGUACCCAAACACGGUGUCCCGGGAUCUUCUAACGAGGCUACGAACCAAGCAGCCGCUGCUGCGGGUCGAAGUCCAUCGAGACACACUCCGGCACCGAGAAGGGCCUCCCGACACAAGACCCCUCCUCCCGAACACAAAGGCGAAAGCACAGAGUGGCCGUGUUCAGAGUGUACGUUCGUGAACGCUGGCACGGCGCUGGCUUGCGACAUGUGCCAGUCGCCCAAGACCAGGCUGUUGCCAGCCGCGCCAGACCAGCCCAGCUUGGACGACGAUGACUCCCCGGAGGGUUCCGACGGGGAGCGUCAGGAGAGCACUCCCAUGGAAAUACUCCGUUUGAGAGAAGAAAGCCACGCCUGGACACAGUGGCAGGAGGUUCUAGCUCAGUGCGCUGCGACGGGCUCGAUGUACGUGGACGCGUCGUUCCCGGCGGCGCCGCGCUCGCUGUACUACGCGGGCGGCGCGGGGGCGGAGGGCGCGGGCGCGGCGGCGCGCUGGCUGCGGCCGCACCACAUCCACGUGGACGCCGACCCGCGCCUGCCCUGGCUCGUGUUCCGCGACCCGCGCCCCUCCGACAUCUCGCAAGGUGUGCUCGGCAACUGCUGGCUGCUGUCGGCGCUGGCGGUGCUGGCGGAGCGCUCGGCGCUGGUGCGCAGCGUGCUGGUACGCGCGGAGCCGGCCCGUGGUGCCUACCAGCUGCGUCUGUGCAAGGACGGCCGCUGGCUGACCGUCACGCUCGACGACCUGCUGCCUUGCAACCGGAAGGGCCACCUCGUCUACUCGCAGGCGAAAAGAAAACAGUUGUGGGUGCCUUUGAUAGAGAAAGCUGUCGCGAAAUUACAUGGCUGUUACGAAGCGUUAGUCUCUGGGAGAGCUAUUGAAGGUCUGUGCACACUGACUGGCGCGCCUUGCGAGUCAGUAUCGCUGCAAGCGGGUGGCGCAGGCGGGGGUGCCGGCGCCCCCCUGGAGCAGCUGGACCGGGACCUGGUUUGGGCCCAACUGCUGUCCUCCAGACAGGCCUGCUUCCUCAUGGGCGCCAGCUGUGGCGGGGGGAACAUGAAGGUGGACGAGGAGGAGUACCAGCGGCUGGGCCUGCGGCCGCGCCACGCGUACUCCGUGCUGGACGUGGCGGAGCUGGGCGGCAGUCCGCCGCUGCGCCUGCUGCGCCUGCGCAACCCGUGGGGCCACUACACGUGGCGCGGCGCGUGGGCGGCGCACUGCCCGCGCUGGACCGACGCGCUGCGCCGCGCGCUGCCCGCCGCCGAGCGCGACCAGGGCGUCUUCUGGAUCAGCUUCGACGACGUGCUCAGAUAUUUCGACUGUAUAGAUAUAUGCAAGGUGCGAGUGGGAUGGCACGAGGUCCGGCUGGCCGGUAUCCUACCUCCCAUGUCGUCCACUCGACACUUGACCUGCCUCCUGCUCACUGCCACUCAACCCACCGAGGUCGACUUUACACUUUUUCAAGAGGGACAGAGGAAUUCGGCCAAAAGUCAGAGAUCCCAGCUCGAUUUGUGCGUAGUUGUGUUCAGAACUAAGUCUGGACCUAGCGCUCAAGUUGGUAAACUAGUAGCUCAUAGUAAAAGACAAGUCCGAGGUUUUGUCGGCUGUCAUAAAAUGUUAGAAAAAGGCUUCUAUUUAGUAGUAUGCUUGGCUUUCAACCAUUGGCACACUGGUCUGGAAAUGGCUGACAGUUCAGCCUGGCCACGUCACGUUCUAGCAGCACAUUCUUCGAAACCGUUGACCGUGGAACGACCCUCGCUCCAUCCACAUAUCCUGGCGGACGCCAUUAUUGGAUUGACCUUGGCCAGAGGUCAAAGACACGAAGGAAGACAAGGAAUGACGGCGUAUUACUUGACGAAGGGUUGGGCGGGUCUAGUGGUCAUGGUGGAAAACAGACACACGGAUAAAUGGAUACACGUGAAGUGUGACUGUCAAGAGAGUUACAACGUAGUGUCCACGCGAGGGGAGCUCAAGACCAUCGACUCUGUGCCGCCGCUGCACCGGCAGGUGAUCAUAGUGCUGACGCAGCUGGAGGGCAGCGGCGGGUUCUCCAUCGCGCACCGCCUCACGCACCGGCUGGCGGCGGGCGCGCGCCUGCAGGACUGGGCGCCGCGCGCCGCCGACCCGCCGCGCCACCGCCCGCCGCUCGCGCGCCGCCUCAGCGGCCUGCACGCGCCGCGCCUCAUCACCUAGGCGCCGGCCGGACCGCGCUCGUGCCGCCCAGCGGCCCGUUGAGCUUCCGGCUUCGAUACUCAAAAGUUCAUUACUAGCAAUUUGUAAUGAACCUGCGACAAGAAACGUAACAUUAUGCCUCGUGCUCGCCUCUCCGACUUCAUUCGAAACAUCGAAUGGAUCGAAGCCAACAUCUUUCGAUUUCGUGUCUAGGAUAUCUGAGUUAGUACUCCCCCUGAUAAUUGUAUAAGCCGAUAUGGAAUGCCCUCUCUUUACGAUGAUUUAGAAACUGGAAUACCGCCGAUUAACUCUAUAAAUGUAUAUUAUUAUUAGGACAUGUUUCGAUCUAUUCGAACGUCGUUGCGAUACUGCCUUAACGUCAAAUAUAUCUUAAAUAAAACCAAAUGGACACAAAAUAUAUUUGCAUCAUCCGACGAUGAUGGAACUAAUGACAUUGAACGUGAUGACGACGAAAGUACCACAAUAGUGUUUAAUAUAUAAAAGACCUAUCAUUUGAUAACUCGAUACGAUCCGUAUUUUUUAACUAUAAAUAAAUAUUGCAUAUAAAAUUUCCCACGAUGGUUAUUUUUCGACUAGUUGUAAGCACUUCGAUUAAAUAUUAAGCGAUCAUUAAUGUAUAAACUGUAAGAUGUUUAAUCAUUAUGUAAUAAAUAUCGCGUAGAUGUGUAAUGGCAUUGCAUUCGUUAAUUUAGUCUUUAAAUGUAUUGUUUUAAGGACGGAAGGAAAUCGCGCAAUCGAUUCAAUGUUCUGUUUGAGAUCUGAAAAUUGUUUUGAUUAUUUUGAAAGGAAUAUGUUCGAGAAUGUGAUGUUAGAUUUAUAAUAACUCAGUGCAAUUAAAUGAAUUUCUUUAGGAUAUAGGUUUCUGCACGCAUUUUUAUAUGUAAUAUAUAAUAAAAAAAUAAAUAGAAUAGGGGUGCGCAAAAUUGACAAAAAUGUUUUCUGUUAAUUCCAAAUUUAUAUUAUUAUUUAAGUAAAAACAUCCUUACUUAUAAACGUUGUUUUGCGAGUGAUUAGUCAAACUAUACUGUGUCUUCUUCUUUCUAACGUCAAAUCAAUAAUGAAAGAAAGAGCGAAAGCAGAAAAAAACUGUAUAUUAUAAGUGAGGCCGUAAAUGUCUAUGUGUUACAUCGGUCUAUAUUUGAACACCCCUGCGGUUUUCUCUCAUUUGAACAUAUUCGAAUUUUGACAACAAAUGUUAGCACAAUACAUGUUAAGGAAAAAAUCCUGUUAUUUCUUGCAAAGGAAUUUGUAAUUAUUUGUUAGAAUUGGUUUGGUUUUUUGGUAUUUCGACAUUAGUCGAUGCGCUAUGACCACGACGUGACAUGACUGUACAGCAAGUACAGUAACAGCCUGUUAAUGUCCCACUGCUGGGCUAAGGCCUCCUCUCCCUUUUGAGGAGAAGGUUUGGAGCUUAUUCCACCUCGCUGCUCCAAUGCGGGUUGAUAGAAUACACAUGUGGCAUAAUUUCAAUGAAAUUAAACACAUGCAGGUUUCCUCACGAUUUUUGCCUACACGGUCAAGCACAAGAUGAAUUAUAAACACAAAUUAAGCACAUAAAAAUUCAGUGGUGCUUGCCCGGGUUUGAACCCACGGCCAUCGGUUAAGAUUUACGCGUUCUAACCACUAGUGACAGUAGUGAGACCGAAUUGUUUACUUAGAAGAAAUGACGCCACAUGGAUGAACCCACCAGAGAUACAAAUGUUUGUUAAAAAUAAGUUACACUUGUUUAAUUACAAAUUUGGAAGAUUCACAGCAGCUAAACACUUAAUAACAAAUUUAGUUACAUAAAUGUGGUAAAAAAGGAUCUUUUUCGAACAAAUUCGAGGCUUAUUUGGUCAUCACUCAUUUUCACACACUAUUUGCUUCAAGUUAAACGGCGGCGUUUUUAUUCGUCACUAAAAAUAAGUCAAUUCGUGCGCCGAGUUGCUACAUACAAUUGAUUUUAUAGUUGAAGCAAGUGUCAAGACUUCAGGUUACGUAUGUGGACAUAACGCCCAUAGAUAUUAUUGAAUUUUAUUACGAAAGACAUUAUCAUAUCGCAAUUUAAGUCCAUGGCUGAUUGCAAUGCUCAUUAAAUAAUUAAGUAAUGUCCCAAUACUGGGCUGAUGCCUCCUCUCAUUUUUAAGAGAAGGUACGCUUAAUCCACCACGCUGAUUCAUUGCGGAUUGGUGGAUAUAUGUGGCCAGAUUUAUAUCCGACAGAUGCUGGUUUUGUCGCGAUGAUUUUAAUCAUCGCCGAGCACGAGAUGAAUUAAAAAAAAAAUACGCACAUGAAAAUUCAGCGGUUAAGAUUCGCGUGUAACCUAUAAACUUGUGUAAUGGCUCAUCUCAGUUCAUUAUGUACAUUGUAAUGAUUUGUUGAAUUAAUUAAAUGUAAUUGUGAUCAUAUUACUUGCCAUUAAUUUUAAUUCGUAAUUUAUCACUUCGCCUAGGAAUGUAAGAUUGUGCAAUUAUUUUAUAAUUAUAUUAUAUUAUUUUUUAAUCACUCGAAUGGCACAAGACAGCACAUGAAAACCAUUGUAGACGUUUUUUUUAUUAUUAAAUGGCACUUCUGUUUAUUUUGAAGUGCCGGCCGCUUCUCCCCCGACAUGGAGGUCGGGGACCUUGUCCACGUCUAUUGUCUUCUCUGUCAUAUUUCUUUCUAUGCUGCUUUAUUUCUUUGUAUGCUUUUUUUCGUUAUGUAACUGCAGAAUUCUAAAAAUUUGUCUCUUUUUUUCUUAUCCUCUGUUAUAUUUUUUAGUUCGUUAUUUUCUAUCUUACACUUAAUUUGGACUUCUGUGUCCAUUCUAGCUAUUUGGUACUUAGGGCAUUCGGUCAACAGAUGGAUGAUCGUUUCUUCCUUUUCAUCAUCACAUACACAGGAUGGGCUGUCUGCACCUAAACCUGUGUAAGUAUUAACCGAAUCCCCCAUGUCCUGUCAUUAUUUGCGUUAGAACAGGUGUCAUCUUGAUUUUCCUUAUUAUUUGGUAAGCUUUUAUUGCGUUUGGGAGGAAAAUCUUAGUGACACCUGCCGUGUCCGCUUCUCGGUAUCGGUAAUCCCAUUUAUUUAGGGUUUCUUUUCUGAGGGUUUGCUUUAUAUACGAUAGUGGGCAUUUGUCAUAAUUGGCGGCGGUCUUAGCUUUUAAAGCCGCUUCCUUCGCCAAUUCGUCUGCGCGUUCGUUUCCUCAAAUUCCGACGUGCGCCUUUACCCAGAAGAAUUCGACGGAUGCGUUAUUUUUCGCUAGGUCCCGUAUAUUUCGUUUUAUGUCCACUGCGAUCUUGUUUGUGGUGGUUUGAUCCUCUAGCGUUUGCAACGCUGAAUUAGAGACUUAGGAUAUCCUCGUUACUAUUAUGUGAAAGUAGGUUCCGCAGGAUCACGAGAGGAUCUUUGUUCCUUCGCUCUUCGACCUUUAACUUGGAACCUACCAACAUUUUUGACACUUUAUCCAGCUCCUUUUUUUCGCAGCAACCCAGAAUCACUUUUUGGUCGCGCACCUUCCUCAGUCUGUCCACCCUGAUGCCGGAUGUUCUCGCAUCGAUCGCCCGUCGUAGCUUUCACACCACAUCGUCUGACGUAUCGACUACGUCCUCCGAUGAGAUGAUUAACGAGUGGACAGACUGGGUUCGGUUCGCCACUGGUGGAGUCGCGGCUAUUGAUGCGUACGUGGCGUGUUUUUUCUCUAAUGUCGGGUUUGUUUGUACCAUUAUGUUCAUUUUUUCCACCUGCAUUUUUAUUUCCUUUAAUUCCUUGUUAGUUUCCUCGGCUAACUUUGACUGUUUUUCAAUAUGCUGCAAGAUGUGUUGUUGUUUUUUAACACAUUCCUCCUUACUUUCAUUGUAGACGUUAGAAUUUAGGAAUGGCGUACGUGCGACACAAAAUCGUUCAAAUUAUUGAUAUCAUACGAUUUUAUAACUUAUUUUUAUCGGGAUAGAGUAUAAAUUCACGUAGCUAUCAAUUUAGGUAUUGUGUCGCACCUAUUAUAGUUGUAAAUUGAAUGGCACUUGUAAAAAUCCUUGAAGAAAUUAAUGAAAUCGUAGCACGUGUGUAGUUGAUAAUAAUAAUUAUAAAUUUAAAAAAAAAUUGUACACAAAACUAAGCUUUUAUAAGAGGUGUUGGUCGUUUUUGAAGUUCUCACAGUUGAAUGUUAAGGGUUAUUUUUAUGUGCCAUAAGGGUUAGACUAGAGGGUAGGCAAUUUAGUUGCGCGACUGUUGCGCAACCCGUGCGGAACUGGCUAGUCGGGCGAUGCGAUGGACUUUUGAUAAACUAAUAUUACCUAGUUGGCAUCCUAGACGCUGUUUGUCUCUUGCUUUGUAUUUGUGAAUUGUAAUAACGAUAAAAAAAUGUAUAUUUUUUUUUUUUUUUUAAUUUCUCACUCCAUGACAUUAUUUCCGUAUGAAGUUCUUUACAAAUAUUAUUUUUUUAUAUACGUUUUGUGAAAUAUUUUAUAAUGUUAUUGUUUUCUUUAUAUGAAAUUGUAAAUGUUAAAAGACAAAAGAAAAACAAUCCAUAAUUACAUCUGCAUAUGCGACAGUAUUAUUAUAUUUGCAUAUGCAGAUAAAUAUAUGCAAAUGCACAAAUAGUGAUGUUCUAUGUUAAGAAUAUUUGAGAUUAGUUUUAUUUUGUUUUAUAUAUAUUAUCGAAUACAGAAGCAAGAAAUGAAAGUUUUUAUGAAAUUUUGAUAUCACGUUUUAUUUAUUGACUAUAUACUUAACGUAGCGAGGUUGUUUUGUAGCUAAAUGACGCUUAUUUUACGUGUUAGAGGAUACGUGAAUGCAUGUUAUAUUACCUAAAUGUAAGGGAAUAAAAAUUAUUUAAAUUUGA
Molecule: messenger RNA, 9402 nt
Organism: Nymphalis io (European peacock)
Lineage: Eukaryota; Metazoa; Arthropoda; Insecta; Lepidoptera; Nymphalidae
Gene: sol
Product: calpain-D
Exons: 21
Coding region: 234-4601 (1455 amino acids)
Biological process (GO): proteolysis
Cellular component (GO): cytoplasm
Molecular function (GO): calcium-dependent cysteine-type endopeptidase activity
Source: RefSeq, a predicted model, not a curated record